Molecule: messenger RNA, 7455 nt
Organism: Schistocerca nitens (vagrant locust)
Lineage: Eukaryota; Metazoa; Arthropoda; Insecta; Orthoptera; Acrididae
Product: polyhomeotic-proximal chromatin protein-like
Exons: 22
Coding region: 469-4827 (1452 amino acids)
Cellular component (GO): nucleus; PRC1 complex
Molecular function (GO): protein binding; zinc ion binding
Source: RefSeq, a predicted model, not a curated record
CACCGUUCCCCACUAAAGAUUUCGACCGUGGACGUUCGCCACUGUGGAAGAUGUGUUUCUCGUUAGGGAUACAUUCUCUCAGUCCAGCCUUAGGCGCUACCGUUUGAAAAAAAAAAUUGCUUUACAUCGGUGCUGCACUCGGUGUAAAUACAUAACAACGGAUAGUGUAUGUAAACAUGUGACAUUUGCUCUCUCGGACUUGGUACGGGACUGCUACCAUGGAACAGUUUCGACGUACUUGCUGAAUAGUCAACGUGGUUCGCGGUAGAGUCGCGGUGCGCCUGUUUCUCAGUUUCCUGACGCGAGUGCAACGAAAAACGAUACAACUGGGAUAUAUUACCUCAUUCUCCAAGUUUGGAUUAUGCAGCUGAACUAGGUGGGGGAGCGGCGCGGCUGCAGACGUCCCACGUUAACCCUGACGCAGUGGCCGACCUAUGAGCGCAGCCGCCGGGUGACGCCGCCGGGGCCAUGGAGCAGCAGCCUCAGCACCAGGUGCAGCUGUCUCACGACGCCAGUGCCGGGCAGGCGGCACAGCAGCAACAGCAGCAGCAGGCGGCACAGCAGCAGGCGGCGCAGCAGCAGGCGGUGGUGGCCGUGCAGCAGCACCACCAGCAGCAGGCGGUCAUGGUGCCCACGAGCGGCAUGCAGCAGAUAGCGCAGCAGGUGGCGGUGUCGAUGCAGCAGACUCCAACGGCCAUCGCGCCGGCGCCGACCCCGCAGCAGCAGCAGCUGCAGCAGGCACAGCAGACGCAGCAGCAACAGCAGGCACAGCAACAGGCUCAGCAGCAGGCGCAGCAGCAGGCGUCGCAGCAGCAGGCACAGGUGGUGGCCGGAGCGCCCGCCAUCACCACCAUGUCGACGCUGCACCAGCCGCUGGCACCCGCGACGCCCCAGCCCCAGGCCGCGGCCCCGCAGCAGGUGCACGAGUGGGGGCACGGCAGGGUGCAGGUGAUCCAGCAGCCGCUGCAGAACCCGACGUACCUGCAGCAGCUGUACAACACGCAGGGCCAGCUGCUGGUGCCCGGAAACCUGCAGCUUCACCCCGCGCCGCCCGGCAUGAACCCCUCCUCCAUACACGUGAUCGCCGCCGGCAAACCGUUCCCGGCCAACCAGCUGCCGCCGCAGAUGAUCACCGCCCAGAAGUCGGUGCUGCAGGGGCAGGCAGCAUCUUUCCCCGGCUACGCGACAAUACCGACGACGACGAACCAGACGCUGGUAAUCAGUCAGCUGGGUGUGAUCAGCAACCAGCCCAACAUCCUGCCGGCACACUCCGCGGCAGGGGGGAAGCCCGCUGACGUGCAGAAGACGGCGUACGGGAGUAACGCGGCUGCCAGUCGGCGCUCUCCGCACGCCGGCAAGUACCAACAGGCGCCCGGGCGGCAGGCGCUGCAGGCGUCGCGGCCCGGCGGUUCGCAGCACCAGCAGGCGGUGCGGCAGGUGGCGGCGAGCCAGGCGCACCACGGCCACGCGCAGCAGCCGCCGCACUCGCAGCACGCCGUCGCGUCUUCGGGCUUCGUGGUGUCGCAGCCGCAGGCGCAGCAGCUGGUGACGACGCAGGCCCCCUCGGUGCUCGGCGCGGGACAGGCCCAGUUUCUGUCGCCCAUCCAGGGCGCGGCGCAGCCGAUGCAGUUCUCGCCGUGGCAGUUCGCGGGCACGACGGGGCUGCCGCAGGGCAUCGCCUGGGCGGCCACGACGCCCGGCGCGCUGCAGUCGAGCACGGCGCUCUUCUCCGCGCAGAACCCCAUCUUCAUCAGCCGCAGCGGACCGGGCGCCCCUGGCGGGGACCCGAACGCGACUGCGGCGAGCGUCUUCCUGCAGAGCCCGCCCCCGCAGCUGCAGCAGCACUCCCAGCUGGCGCAGGCGAGUGUGCAGAGCGUGACGCAGGUGGCGGCCGCCCCCGUCCAGGGGAAGCCGGGGGGCGGCGGCGCUGUGCGGCCGCUGUCCAACAUCCUGCCCUCGACCGCAACCACGACGACAAACCGGCCGGCGUCGUCCGUGUCAACGCAGACGGGUGGCAGUGUGACGGCGUCCCAGAUGAGCCAGGCGCAGGUGCAGACGCAGAAGGUGCAGAUGAAGGGGCGUGCCAAGCCGGGCCUGAGCCGAGUCUCGCCUGCACCUGCAGUCACCCAGAAGGCCGACGCCGCCAACCAGACGAAGCCGCAGGGUGUCGUCCAGUCGGGCAUGACGCCGCCGAAGAUUCUGCCGAAUACUGCAAUGCCCAUGACACCGGAGAAACAACAACAACAGCAGCAACAGCAGAUGAUCAACAAAACACUACAGCAGCAGCAGCAGCAACAACAGCAACAACAGCAACAACAACAACAGCAGCAGCAACAGCAACAACAGCAGCAGCAGCAACAGCAACAAGUGAUGCUGCAACAACAGCAGCAGCAGCAACAGAUGCAGCAACAACCGUCACCACAACAGCAGCAACACCAACAGCAGCAGCAGAUGCUAGCCCUCCAACACCAGCAGCAACAGCAGCAGCUGCAGCAGCAGAUGCUGCAGCUGCAGCAGCAGCAGCAACAACAGCUCCAGGCACAGGCGCAAGCGCAGGCACAGGCUCAAGCGCAGGCCCAGGCACAGGCCCAAGUGCAAGCGCAAGUACAGGCCCAGGCUCAGGCACAAGCGCAAGCUCAAGCUCAAGCUCAAGCUCAAGCUCAGGCUCAGGCCCAGGCCCAAGCUCAAGUGCAGGCCCAAGUGCAGGCUCAACAGGUGCAGGCUCAGCAGCAGAUGAUGCAGCAACAACAGGCUCAUCAGCAACAACAACAACAGCAGCAGCAACCACAGCAACAGCCUCAGUUGCAACCUCAGCAGCAACAGCAACCACAACUACAGCAGCAGCCACAACAACCACCACAACAACAACCACAACAGCAACAACUACAGCAGCAGCCCCAACAACAACAAGCACAACAACCCCAGCCUCUGUCGCAGCAGCAGCUACAGCAGCACAUUCAGUCCAAGCUGCCCCAGAUUGUGAUGCCGACCGUGCAGACGCAGACGCAGACGCCGGCUCCCGCCGUGCUGCCGGUGGACACCCGCGGCCCGGCCACGCUGCCCGCCGCCGCGCCGGUCGUCACUGCCACCGCGGCCGCCCCCGCCGCCACGCCUCCGCUGUCUGCUGCCGGCCUGCAGCAGCCUGUCGCACACGUGCAGAGCCAGCCGACGUUGGCCGUGCCCGCCACUCCCCCGACGGUGACGCCGUCGCAGACGCUGCCUGUCGCCGUCGCGCCGGCCGCGCCGCUGCCGGUGGCCGCCCCCCUCGCAGUCGCGGCCGAGGACGACCGGCAGCAGGUUCCCGUGGGGCCGCCCACUGCGGAGGUGCCCGUCCAGGUGGCCGUGCAGCCGGACGUGGCCGUGGGCCAGCAGCCCAUGGACGUCGACGACCCGGUCGCCGUUUCUGGUUUAGCAGCCACGGGAGUCACUUCCACGAAGGAGGACGCGAGGCCAAAGACUCCCGGAAUACCGCCGGCACAGGAGCGCGACAUCCAGCCGGUGACGGCGAUGGAGUGCGACGACGCGCAGGCUGCGGGCGUGCAGGCUACGCCCCCUCGCCCCGCGGCGGCGGCGCCGCCCGCUCCGCCCGCCGCCGUAGCCCCCGACUGCCCGCCACAACAGACGGACGGCGCGAACGCCAACAUCGCCCCGCCGCCACCUGCGCCCACGCCUGCGCUGCCCACCCUCAAGAGGAGUCGCGGGCAAGAGGUAUUGACGCACGUCAUCGAGGGGUUUGUGAUCCAGGAGUCAUCGGAGCCCUUCCCGUCGCCGCCCCACAGCAGCGAGGAUGACGAAGACGACGACGGCCACGGCCGCUGCAGGCCGCCGCGGCCACCCGCGUCCCCGCCGGCGCGCCCCCUCGCCGCGGUCGGGCUCGACAACCCGGCGCAGCGCGCGGCGUCUCCGGACCGGCUGGCGGGAGAGCCUCAGCGCAAGAAGCCGCUGACGGAGGCGGACGCGUCGCGGUGCGAACACUGUGGCAAGACCGGCCUACGGGCAAAAUUCAAGAAGAGGUUCUGCACGCCGUCCUGCGCUAAGAGCAGCAAGAGGUCGGCGCUGCAGAGGGCGACGGCAGACGCGGCCGCCGCCGCAUCCGGUGCGGCACAGGCGCAGGCGCAGACGCGGUCGCGGGCGGUCGUCGACGGCCCGGCGGCGCCGGCGAACGCGAACGGCGACGGGGAGGUGCGGCGGCCGUUGCACCAGCAGAUCCUGACGCCGGCCGACCAGCGCGAGUGGCUGCGCGGUGCCAAGGACUGGAACGCCACCGGGGCGAGUGCGCCGACGCGGUCCUCUUCGUCGGCGUCGACAGCGCCGCUGGGAGCCGAGAGCGCGGGUGACGAGACGGAGGACUCCGGCGCGGAGAGCUUCGGCGCCGACAGCGGCGUGCACGCGGGCCUCGCGGCACCCGGCUCCGGCGCCGCGUCCGCCGUCAUGGACGAGCAGUCGCAGGACAGCUGGGCCAGCUCGAACAACGCCGGCACCGACAACAACGGCAACCCCGCCGCCGCCAACAACAACAACGACGACGCCGCGAACCGGCAGCCCAAGGUCAACCCGCUCAAGUGGUCGGUGACGGAGGUGUGCGAGUUCAUCAAGGGGCUGCCCGGUUGCGCAGACUACGUAGAGGACUUCGCCAUCCAGGAGAUCGACGGGCAGGCCCUGAUGCUGCUCAAGGAGGACCACCUCAUGUCGGCCAUGUCGAUGAAGCUCGGCCCCGCGCUCAAGAUCUGCGCCAAGAUCGACACGAUGCGCGGCACCGUAGGCGAAGGCACGCCUGCGGCCAACGGCCCGGCGGUCGGCGUCCCCGUCUCCAGCCCUACCAAGUAGCUGGCGUCCACGUCGGCGUGUCGAGAGCUCUCGCACCGGGACAGAGCGUGACGACGUAUCCGUGCGAAAGUUUGCGAGCCGGAGAGGUAGCCUAUCCCGGUUUGACAUUUGAGCGACAAGAUACCUCGGUCGCUUCCUGCCGUCGUGUGCAUUUAAUACUUUUGGGAUCGGCACUGUACGGCGGUAGAGAGUGUGACCCAGACGGACUGUUACAAGGUGGGAGGAAUACGUGUGACAUCUAAUGUCUUCAAAUCCCUGCGAAAUGUGCAGCAUUUCAGUUCGGCGUUUCUAGUUAGGCCACAGUGACCCACAGUUUACGUCUCCUGUGGGGGCCGCUCUCAAAAUAGCCCCCUUCAGACCCAUUUUUGUAUCCCCUUUCUACAGUGAGGGAUCUUCCUGAGUACAGUCGUCAGUGCGACACGUGUGAAUUUGUGCUAGGAAAUUUAAGGGUUACGAAUUCUAUACACACUCUCACCGGCACUGUGGGGGUCUAAACGGCCACAGGUUCACGCGUAAUACUCCUCGUAGGUGACUGUAGCCCUAAGUAUUCGACGGCCUCAGUCCGAAAGAGGACUUUUCACAACUGUGGCUGUCGGUAACUCGGCCGGGGGAUAGUGGCAGCUGUGAGGUGUCGGCCAGAGCACUCGCGGCACAUUCAGAAGGGAGCAAGUGUGUCACUACAGACUCUGCACACAGGACGGUAACUGCCACUGCGUUCCCUUUCCUGCACUGACUGUACGUUUGGAGAAACCCUGCCCCCUGUGGUCACAAAUUGCGACAUUUGGUGAAAUCUCGACUGGGCUACCGAGAUACCCCUAACGUUACACUUUUCACAAAACUCGUGGCUCGCAGUGUUGACAGUAGAACUUAUUUAUCUUGCAAGUGCUUUGUAUUUGUGUGCUACUGUGACUAGAAAUUUCGUUAAUUCCACACUACCACACACGUGUACUCUAUUCUGAAUACUACUUUCAGAUUACUUGACAAUUGUGCUAGUUUUGAGCUGAUUUUGUGCAAGCCAGAUAAACAUACCUUUUACUGGAUGCCAUUAUGUGUGGUUCCAGUGACACCUGUAUUCCUGUUUUGCAGGGAAAAAGUGUACUCCAAACUACUGUAGCAUAUGUUCCUUUGUGACAGACAUGUUCCCAUUCUUAUCAGUUAUUAUUGACAAUGAGGCUGAGGAAAUGGGUACAAAGGAGAAAUGGAAGCAGCGUUUUGUUUGCUGCGGAAAGGAGAGUGUUUCGUAAUCGAAACGGUUCUGUAAUUUGUGUAGAUUUUUCUCGAUCAGCAUGUUACUCAUUAAGAGAUGUGUGUUUUAUGUUUAUUGUGUAGGAAACUGUAAAGGACUUCAUCGGCUGUGACAUGAUAUGUUGACUGUUUGUAUAUUUUUUCCUUGUUUUUUUUUUGAAGCUGUAGCAGUAGAUUUGUUGUUCAUUUGUAUACAUUUACAACUUGUAUGUUAAUCUGCGCGCGCGUGUGUGUGUGUGUGAGAUAGAGAGAGAGAGAGAGAGAGAGAGAGAGAGAGAGAGAGAGAGAGAGAGAAAAUCAUAAAAUUUGGUGGUGCACAUCACGUUUUGCUUCCACCGAAUAACACUGCCAACCACCUCCUUAAUGUAAUGACUGACUGCUCUCAGCAAUCGUCCUGUGACCGCCAAAGAGAAGGCUUUGACUGAAGUGUGGAUGCUAGCGAGGCCUCAGUUCGGUCUGCAGCGGGAAGCCGAAGCACUGCCUGGAGUUCCCUCAAGCUAUUUGUCUGUGUGAGGCUAAUGUCCUUGCAUAAUUAGUGUCGGACACGUCCAAUAGGCUACUGUGAACGAGCAAAGUAUUUGUACAAGGAAUUGCUCACUGUACCGGGUUUUCCUAGUUGUACACUGUGGCAGCAAAAGUGCAAAGCUCGAGGACACAGCAAAAUACUGACUACGCAAUCUUUCCACCAGGAUGCAAAAUUUGCUCAUGUUACUGGUAUGCAUUUCAUUAUUACAGUGAAGGUCAACAUUUUUAGCAUUCAGCACACGAAUGAACUUUUCGUGUUGCAGGUGCAGAAUUUGCUAGUGCAGUUAGGCGGACAGGUUACGGAAGCUCGCCACUAUCUUUUUCUCGCCUCAUAUAAAUGCUCGGGACUGGGCUCGUAAAUGGCUUCGGUCUUUGACAGAAAGGAUGUAGUCGACAUUUUUUUUAAAAAACAAUUUUCCUACUGUAGAACAAACAAUGAUGAUAUUUAAAAAUUGGAUUUUUAAAGCCGUGUACAAAAGUGAAAUAAUAUAGCGUGAGGUCACUCAGCUGUCGAGACAGUGGGAUGCCGUCUGGGGCCGGUGUCGGCCGAAUCCCCACAGAGCCGUCCAGAUUUGGGUACUCUUUAGUUUACCUAAACCACUUGAGGUGAGCGGUGGGAUGUGUCUCUGAAAAGGACAGGGACACGGCGGGAGUGCCCGGCAUUCGUGCGGAGGCCGAACUGAGGCUGCGAGGCAAACGGGGUGGCGUUACUCUCGCGGGGCGCACCUCUCGCGAGAGCUGACGUCACAAGUGUGCGCUCGGCAUUUUUUGAAAUUACUGUGUAAACUUAGGUUUUUGAAUAUUGUACAGAUAUGUAACAAAAUAAAAGGUGACACGGCAGUGCUCGUGUCGGGCAUC